Acanthosepion pharaonis is the source of this 696-nucleotide messenger RNA. NCBI's taxonomy places the organism in Eukaryota, Metazoa, Mollusca, Cephalopoda, Sepiida, Sepiidae. The record is from the annotation of a GenBank genome assembly.
AUGAUGCUAACCAGUGCAAUUGGCUUAUUCCACGGUAAAUGUCACUUACUCCAAAGGCAAGAAUUGAUUCCGGGCGAAGCGCUUCCUUUUAAAAAACUCUUCCAGGAAUCUCGAACUUACAGCCACGGCUGGUCAUUCGUCCUCGCCUGGAUCUGCGUUAUACUUUGCCUAGUCAACUCCUUUGUCUGGCUAAAUAAGGGACAGAACAGCGGUUACUUGCCCUACCGGGGUGGGUUUGGUUAUGGUGCCGACAAGUACCAAUACACGCCACCCUCAGUACCCAAAUCGGUGAUCAAACGGCGAAAAAGCUUGCAUAAGUUCUUUUCCGGUGAAACACUGGCAUCCAUGCUGCAACGGUCGAGAUCGAAGGAGAGCAAGAGGGCGGAGUCGACAAGCAGCGUUGACACCGACGACAAGAGGUUCUAUUCAGAUGACAACUAUAAUAUAUCUGACGACAGAGCUCUCAUUGUCGAGAAGAGCUGCCGCUGCACCCAGGAGGAAUGUAAUCAAUACGACGAUUGGAAUUUCCAUUGCACUCCUGAUACCUUAACACUUCUUAUUGCUCCCUUUUUCUCUUCCUCCUUCCGCUCUUUACCUCUUACUUUUCCGUGGAACUCGAACCAGGCAGCAAUGACGAACCUACAGUAUUUCUCGUCGUGGACCACUGAUGUGGGUCUCUUUGUUAAAAUGAUAUAG